AUGGUGAAGGAAGUAGGGUACCAUGAUAUUCUAGGAGUGGAGCCCGAUGUUCUUGCUUCUGAGAUUAAGAAAGCUUAUUAUAUUAAGGCAAGGCAAGUGCACCCAGACAAGAAUCCCAAUGACUCUCAAGAAGUACAUAAUUUUCAAAUGCAUGGAGAAGGCUUUAAGAACCUUCAGGAAAAUGGGAUGGGCAGGUGUAUUGCCGAAUCCUCCCUGCCAUGGCGUGGUAUAGACAAGAUGUCCGUUGGAGAUAGAGACCAUGGAUGUGGUGGUCAUUUGGGGACUCAAUGGAAUCCUUGUUCCAAGGUUGUGGAAGAGGCACGCCAUGAGGAGCAGCAACAUGUUAGGUAUGAGGAAAAAGAGAAAGAUGUAGAUACAGUUCUAAAUUUGAUCAAUACUCUUCAGGAGCUUUUUGUACAAUUGGGAACUAGGAAGGAGGAGCUUCAUCAUGCUAGACCAGUGGAUGGAGUUGUGAAUCAAGGAAGAGGAGAGGAAGCAGUGUUCGAUUAG
Molecule: messenger RNA, 510 nt
Organism: Cryptomeria japonica (Japanese cedar)
Lineage: Eukaryota; Viridiplantae; Streptophyta; Pinopsida; Cupressales; Cupressaceae
Exons: 2
Coding region: 1-510 (169 amino acids)
Source: RefSeq, a predicted model, not a curated record